This is a messenger RNA of Homalodisca vitripennis (glassy-winged sharpshooter), 1452 nucleotides long. It is a transcript of the gene Tom40, whose product is annotated as mitochondrial import receptor subunit TOM40 homolog 1. Gene Ontology annotation, molecular function: transmembrane protein transporter activity. Gene Ontology annotation, biological process: protein import into mitochondrial matrix. Bases 259 to 1236 code for a protein of 325 amino acids. Lineage: Eukaryota; Metazoa; Arthropoda; Insecta; Hemiptera; Cicadellidae. Gene Ontology annotation, cellular component: mitochondrial outer membrane translocase complex; mitochondrial outer membrane. The record is from RefSeq and is a predicted model, not a curated record. The transcript has 6 exons.
AUUUUCUUCUCUUGUACAUUCGUCUCUUUUCCAAAUCCAAUUGAUUUGAGUCCGCUGGUUUUUGGUGUGGGUGUGUGUAGGUUAGAAUAGAAGAAUUAUAUGAAUUGAGAUUCUAGUAUAUUAUUUAUUUAUUUCAUUUCGCUACUUCAAUUUGUCAUUUAAUUAAACAGCCCUCAUGGCUAAUAUUUCGGAAUUUUCAAUUUAAAAUUUAAUUAUUUUUAGUCGGUGAAACGCAUAUAAACUUAUAUUUUAGUGAAAAUGGGAAACGUGCUUGCGGCGAGUAAACCUCCGAAUCCAAGUGAUUUCGGAAUGUUUGGUUCUGUGCCUCCACCUUCACCAUCAACUGAAAAGAAAGAUGAAGUUAAAGUUGAAAAUCCUGGCACUAUGGAGGAACUUCAUAAAAAGACAAAAGAAAUCUUCCCUACAGUGUUUGACGGAGCAAGGGUAGUCCUGAAUAAAGGCUUGAGCAACCACUUUCAGGUGUCACACAAUAUCACGCUGAACACACAACAACCUGGUUCCUAUCGGUUUGGUGCUACCUAUGUAGGAACAAACCAGAUAGCGCCUGGCGAAGUUUAUCCUAUUUUAAUUGGCGAUAUUGACACAAGUGGAUUGCUCGCAGCAAAUGUUUUCCAUCAAAUCGGCAAUAGGCUUAGACUUAAAUUUCAAGCACAGAUGGCCAAUCGCCAAUUUUCCGUGGCUCAGAUGCAGGCUGACUAUAAGGCUGACAACUAUACCUCUUCAAUCACAGUCAUAAAUCCUGAUUUGUUAAACAACUUCCAAGGUGUGUUUGUCGCCCAGUACUUACACAGUGUUACACCACGCUUAGCGUUAGGUACAGAGUUAGCCAUUCAACGUCUCAACCAAAUACCAGGUGGACAACUUGCUCUUCUGUCACUCUCAGCCAGAUAUACAGGGGACGACUAUGUCUGCAGUGGUACGUUAGGGAUGGCCAACCUCCACCUUUGCUACUACCAGAAGGCAAGCAAGCAGCUACAUUUUGGUGUAGAGAUGGAAACCAACAUGCGGAUGCAGGAGUCAGUUGGAACUAUUGGUUAUUAUGUCGACUUACCUAAGGCCGAUUUGCAGUUCAGAGGGAGUGUUGACACAAAUUGGAACAUUGCUGCUGUUAUAGAAAAGAAAUUACAACCUAUGCCAGUCACCCUUGCAUUAAGUGGGAAUUUAAAUCACAGAAAAAGCAGUUUUAGGUUAGGUCUUGGUUUUGUGAUCGGAUAAUAAAUUUAGUGUCAGCGUUUAGUACAAAUUUAGCAACAACUGAGUAAGUUGUGCAACUGUAAUUUCUUUUUUUUUCUAACCACGGACAAUUUUUUCAAUUGUUUCUUUGUGUUCAGUUUUUUACGGACUAGUCUUGUUAUUGGAGAACUGUUCUGUUGGUUUAUUUUAUACAAAUACACAACCAAUUGUUACAUAAUUAUAAAUAAGUUGACUAGA